AUGGCUCAGUAUUAUCAAAUAGUUGGGCAAGGACAUUCUUUGACUCUUGAGGAUCUACAAAGAUACUGUCCCAAUAUUAUUGGUUUGGAUGGAAUAAUAGUUAAUCGGGAGGAUCAGCAGUAUGGGCAACAGAGAGUUGUAGUGCAACAAGCAGAUCAACCGAAUGAUAUCAUUGUAAGUGAAGGUGUACAACCUCAGUUAGUUGUUGGAGAUGGCUUACAGUACCCACAACAAUACAUUAUUCGCCAUGAACCUCCUCCUCCACCUCCACGUGCAGAUUUUCAAACCCAACAGCCACAGCAACAGCAGCAACAACCACAACAGACUUUGCAUAGACACCAAGUAUACUACACCUCUGAUUUACCUGUGGAUGCUCAGGUUGUGUUGCAACAGGCCCAACAGAUCAUUGAUGCAUCUUUGAUGCAACAGUCAUCACCUCAACGUCCACAACAUCAACUUGUAAGUCCAGCGCAUGUAUUAUCACAACCUACAGUGAUACACCCAGCACAACAGCCACCGCCUCAACCUCCACCUCCACCACCGGCUCAACAUGGUCAACCUCAAAAUCAACAACAGCAGCAGCAACAAAUUUCAAGGGCCUCUCCUCAACUCCUACAACACUUGCAGCAACAGCAUCAACAACAAAUCCAUUUGCAACAGCUUCAGCAGCAGCAGCAGCAGCUCCAACAUCAGCUACAGCAACAGCACCUACAGCCACAGCAAAUACAACAUCAACAAGUUGUUAUGCAUGCUGCUUACAUCAACCAACAGGGUACACCAACUCGUCAACCUGCGCCACGACUUCUCAAUCAAACCCUCAAUCCUGGUGGCGUCACCUUAGUACGCACGCCAGUUAGAACUGUUAGACCUCGCCGACCCCCUGUGCGGGCAUCGCUAGCGAGCCCGGCCGCCCUCCAAGUUCCUGCUCGACUACUUAACCCACAACAUCAGCAGACGCAAGGCGGCAGCGUGCGCGGCGCGUCGCCGGCGGGCGCGUCGGGGGUGGCGAGCGCGGUGGGGGCGGGGGCGGGCGCGGUGCGCGCGCGCGGCGCUCGGGCGGGCUCGCCGCGCGUGCUCAACCCGCACGCUGCGCACGCGCAGCACCGCCCACCGCGCCCGCGCACGCCGCUCACACAGCAACAUCAUUUAGCGCAACAUGUCAUCAAUCAACAAGUCCACCAGCAGCAAGUUCAUCAACAAAUUAAUCAACUAAAACUCACAACACAGCAACAACAACUUCUCCUCAAUCAACAGAACCAAGGCCUUUCACAGCCUACGCGAAUUAUCACACAACAGGGUACGAUUGUGACACAAGGAUUACAAACACAGAUGCCUCAGCAUACUGUUGUGCAAACUAAUCAGAAUAAUGGACCCCUACCCCAACAGAACACAUUAAACGCGACGGCGCAGAGAGCUUCCCCACAUCCACAAGUACAGCAGCAGCAAGCUAAGAAGGUUGUUGUUCAACCGAAUAAUGCAAGUGAUAUGGACGAUCUCGAAGAAAGUAUUACAGCGGCGAUAGUUCAAAAACAUCCCGUCAGUGAGAAUAUUGGCUCGCCACAGCAGUUUCACACUCCCCCACCUCAGAAUAUCAGACAGAACCCCGCAAGUGCAACUGUCUCACAACAACAUCAAUUAACAUUCAGUCCACAACAUUUUCAACAACAACCACCACCACAACCACAACAACAACAGCAGACGACAUUUGAACAAACUCACAUACAACAUCCACCAACACUUACUCAGUUGUUAAUGGAGUCAGAUAACUCUGAAGAGCAAAGGCAAGUGGUGACAUUCUCUAAUGGUCAGCGAAUAACACUUGCUGAGUAUAAACGAUUGCAUCAACCUGUACGAUCAGCACAGCAACUGGUACAACAGCAGCAGCAACAGCAACAACCUCCACAACAACAACAACAACAACAGCCAAGAGAAACUGCACGUCAAACAUUAGUUCGAAGCAAAGAACAGCCCCGACCUGUCCAACGAGUAUCACCCAUGCAAACUCAGCAGCAGUCAAUUCACUCUGACAACAAUGAAUCAACAAGUGGACCAUCGGAACAAACAUCUGAACCACAGUCUGCAAAAAUGUUAAUAUUUCUUCAAAAUGGAGAGCAGAGACUUAUAACAUUUACUUUACCCAAAGAGAGCUGUACCCUUCAAGAAGUUCUUGAACAGGUUAAUGUUCCAUUUUCGGAAGAUACCCAUAUACAAUGUAUGCAAAACACAAGCAGUGAAAUAGACUACUUUGUCUCAGUGGGUUCUACAACAAGAAUAGAAGAAAUGUUGGAAAAUCAUCCCAUGUUAGUUGGUGAUAUAAGUAGUAGGAGCUCCCCUAGUUUAUUAUCUCAACAACAAAGUAGUGAAAUGUCGACACCAGAAAAAAGUCAAUGUCCUGAAAAUGUAGUUAAUAGUCCAGAAUCUCCAGAGCAGAGAUCGCCACCGCCGCGAUAUGUCGAUGGCAUGUUGGCGGUUUGCAAAUCCUGUGGUUACACUGGAUUUGAUUUCAGUCGUUGCCAAAGGUGUAAAAGAGUAUUUACAGAAGAACCUAAGAGUGUACCCAUAGCUAGUAAAAAAGUGGAACAAAAGAAAAAAGAACCAGAAAAAACAACUUUGGAUAAACAGAUCUCAAGUAGUGAAGGUAUUAAAUUAAAUUUAUUGAAGACAACAGUGAAAACAAUUAACAAUAAAACUCCCUCACAGGACAAAAAACCAGGAAGAGUGAGAAAGCCAAGGGGCAAGCAGCCAGACCCUGAGCCAGUCAUAUUAACACUGAGCUCUGAUGAGGAAGACUCCAACAGUUCCAUGCUCAGUAAUCAGCACGAACAAUUCAUUAACAUCAAAGAGCCUUCUUUAAGUGAGAUCGAAGGUGGAACUCCAGAUAGUGGCAUUGGCUUGGAUCAUAUGGAUGAUGGCAGUAGAGAAGAAAUAAACCCAAGCAUAUUGCAAGGAAUUGUUACUUCACUAAUCUGCCGGACUAUUAGAAUCGGAUCAUAUAGAUAUACACCAAAAGAAAAGGUUUACAUAUCAUCUAAAGGUAUUAAGAUAGUUGCACCCUCUCUAAAAAAUGAAUCGAGAGAGGUGGCACUUCAAAUACAGUUAAAGGAAGUUGUAAGAAUAUUAGUACAUUUUGGAAAAGGAUUACCUGUUAUUUUUUUAUACACUAUGAGUAAAUGUGGGGUAUAUAUAAGAAAAGCAUUAGAUAUGACUGAAGAAUCAGGCCCAUAUUACAAUCCCAUGUCAAAUAUAGAUCCUUUUAAAAGAAUUACACUUUUACUUGAAUCUAUAUCAGAUGAAGAAAAAAUAGCCUUAAAAGCCUUAUUUGGUAAAGUAAUGGAUGAACUUAAUACUCGUGAAGCUAAUGAUAUUUUAGUCAGGACAUGUCCUAAAGAUAGUAGUAAUGUUACAAAAAUUACAACUAGGUCUAUAAGUGCUUCUAAUUCAUCCGGAGCUAAAAGUGCUAACCCUGCCGAAAUAAGGCAGAUCUUGAUUUAUCCGCCCGGUAAAGGAGGUAUACCUAUUAAUACAGAAGACUACAUGUGCCUAGCUCAAGAUCAGUUUUUGAACGAUGUUAUCAUAGAUUUUUAUUUAAAAUAUUUAGUUCACGAUAUAUUAACACAUGGUCAGAGAGAAAAGACUCAUAUUUUUAGCACAUUUUUUUAUAAAAGGCUAACAACCAAACCAAGUAAAGUUAAUAAAUGUUCUAACCCACAUGAAUGGGACAGUAGCCUGACACCUGCACAAAAGCGGCAUGCGAGAGUGAAAACUUGGACAAAAAAUGUUAACAUUUUUGAAAAAGACUUUAUUGUAGUUCCUAUUAAUGAAAACUGCCAUUGGUUUGUGGCAAUCAUUUGUUUUCCCAGUUUGGAUGGUUGUAGAAGUAUGAUUGAUAAUAGAACUGUCACUCCUCAAGAAAUAAAAAAAAGAGAACGACGGUCUUCAAUACAAAUAGGAAAUACGACAAUCACCCCUUUAACAAAGCAAGAACAACUUACAUUAAGUUGUGACUCGGAUAAUCUUAGUGAGAGGGAUGAAGCUGAAGCAGAUGAAAGUGAUUUAGAUAUGCAAUGUGAUUCAGAUGAAGAAGAUGUUGAGAGAAAUGAAAAAAGAGUUGAACCUCAACCUAUAGGCAAAAAUGAACCUAUUAAACAACCUUGUAUAUUAAUUUUCGAUUCGUUAGCUGGUGCAUCUAGAUCUAGAGUGGUUGCAACUCUGCGUGACUACCUCACAUGUGAAUAUCAAGCUAAAAUAUGUAAAAGUAAAGUUUUUAACAAAGACAAUAUGAAAGGAAGCUGUCCAAAAAUACCUCAACAAAAUAAUUUUACAGACUGUGGAUUAUACUUGUUGCAAUAUGAUCCUAUUUUGGAUUAUUCUUUGCCUAUAAAGCAGCUGGUUCACUGGUUUGAUGAAAUUGUUGUGACACGGAAGCGAGAGGAAAUUUCGAACCUGUUAAAAUCAUUAAUGCACAGAUUUAAUCCAGAAUCACAUCUGACUUUACCAGAUAUUACAUUCCCGACAUUAAAUGGUAAAUUAAUAGAAUCGGAAGAACAGCAAGAUGAAACUUCUGAUGGUGAUAAAGCAAAUUCUAGUAAAAUGCUGAAAGGAGAUGGAAAGGAGUCCGAAGGACCAACACUCACCUUUGUUAAACAAAUGCCAACUGGUGAUAUAUUAGUGAAACGUAAUUUUUCAGAUUCAUCUGACACAAUCCAUUUAAGAAAAACUAUAAGGUUGUCUAGUGAUUCUGAAAAUAGAUCCGUUGUUUCAAUAAAGCAAGAAUUCAUAAAGAAAGUUGAAAAUGAAAAUCAAAUUCUUAUACCUAUUAAGUUACAUACAAGUGAUUUGGUUAAAGACAUUCAAAACACAUUAAUAGUUAAUAAAAAUAAAUCUAUGAGUGAAAAAAAACAUGGUGUACAUAAUCAGAACGUAUCUAGUGUGAACUGCAUUCGUCAGAAUGUAAGUGAUAGUGACAGCAACUCCUUUCUUAAAGCAAGAAGGAUAAACAAACUUGAAGAUGUAGUGAAUGAAUCAAACAAAAAGUUUAAACGGAAUGAAUGUUAA
Messenger RNA from Parnassius mnemosyne (clouded apollo), 5055 nucleotides. The record is from the annotation of a GenBank genome assembly. Lineage: Eukaryota; Metazoa; Arthropoda; Insecta; Lepidoptera; Papilionidae.